This is a messenger RNA of Polyodon spathula (Mississippi paddlefish), 2654 nucleotides long. RefSeq names its product tetratricopeptide repeat domain 12 (gene ttc12). The transcript has 21 exons. The coding region runs from base 227 to 2365 and encodes 712 amino acids. Gene Ontology annotation, molecular function: protein binding. NCBI's taxonomy places the organism in Eukaryota, Metazoa, Chordata, Actinopteri, Acipenseriformes, Polyodontidae. The record is from RefSeq and is a predicted model, not a curated record.
CGUGCAACGCAGACAACACACCGGUGCCUCACUUCCGGGAUCGUGUGUACAAACAGUUUAGUCUCUUUCUGUGAAUUUUUAUAUCAGUGGCUAAGCGUUUGUAAAUGUCUUGCACCUGCACACACAGUAACUAAUGAUAUAGCCGGCAGUUUAAAUUAACCUGCUUUAAUAAUACUGUUUGCAGGGGACUCGUUUCAGAUCGUUUUGAUUUGACCAAGAAGUAAAUAUGACAGCGGAGGCGGCCGAUCUGGAGAAGUUUCUGAAGCAGGUGGACCAGAUAAGUGAGCUGGUGAAGGAGAUGAACUCCAACGAUGCUGUUUCACAACAAAGAGCUGCAGAAAAGGCAGAUCAACUGAUAUCAGCCCUUAAAGAGAAGGGGGAGGUGGACGAGCCGUGCAAGACGAGACUGAACCGAACCGUAAUAAACAAUAAACCAGCAGAGAAUCGCGCAGCUCCCUGUGGUUUACGGAAUGAUGCAGACACUAGCCAAGAGAACUUCAUGAAGCUUUUAGAAAAGGACGCACUCGAAAGAUCUGAAAGACGUAAAGAAAAUGAAUUGUUGGCUAAGGCAUUAAAAGAAAUGGGAAAUGAGGCGUUUGCCAAAGGUGAUUAUGAGACCGCAGUCCAGCGCUACAGUGAAGGACUUGAGAAACUGCGAGACAUGCAAGUCCUCUAUACCAACCGGGCACAGGCUUAUAUCAAGUUGGAGAAAUACAAAGAAGCUGUAAAUGACUGUGAAUGGGCAUUAAAAUGCAAUGAGAAGUGCUUAAAGGCAUAUGUACACAUGGGAAGAGCUAACCUUGCAUUGAAGAAUUAUGAAGAGGCUCACAGAUGUUAUCAAAAGAUACUGGAAAUUGAUCCGAUGCAAGAGAGGCUGGUAAAAGAUUACAUAAACCAGGUAUAUUGUGAAGAGAAGAAAAAUACCCAGGAGAAGGAAGCACUGGAAGAAUUUGAACAAGGGAAAGAGAAUGCCACCUCGCUGCUUGAACUUCUUCAGAAACUUGCGAAGCCCGAUCAAGUAAACCUUUACUAUGCUGGUGGCAUACGACUUUUGACGGAAAGAAUUAAAGAUUGCACCGAACAGACAUUAUUCAGAAUAAACAAUGGCUUCAGUGUCAUCAACAGCAAUAUCAUUGUACAAAGGAGUCUCUCUGUAAAAUCACAGGAUCCUUUUAAUAACGAACUGUGCGUUUCUGUGCUGGUACUCUGGCAGGCAGUUUGCAAAGGAAAUGAGGAAAACCAGCGUGUACUGAUGCAGUGGGCCGGCAGCACUGAAUGCCUGAUUGAAAUGCUGGCGUCGGAGAAGCCCGAGAUCCAGAAAGAGUGCGUGGCUUUGGUGUUGAUUUACUCACUGACUGAACAUGGAAGGGCUUUGCUGCUUCGAAACCUGGAUCUGACCAAGCUGCUGGAAAGGUUGAUGGGAUGCAUGCAUCAUCAAGAUGUCAUUGCAACCAAUGCUGUAGGAAUCAUGGCCAACUUAGCCGUUGAAAAGAAGUUUAGAGUUCAGUUUAGACCAAACUUUGCAACAGCUGUUAUGCCUCAUUUUAUUACCCUGCUGAGGAGCCUCUCAUCCUCUAAUCGCUCCGUGCUUCCUCAGUGCAUUUCAACAAUGAGCAAUAUGGCAGGAGACGAGGGCAUCCGGAAACAGCUGGCAGACUCCAAGGAGUGCUGGGAAGCCUGCCUAGUUGCCAUGGAUGACUAUCUGUCUUCCAGUAAAGACUCGCAACACAGAGACAUUGCAGCUGCACUGCUUGGCUUGAUGCUGAAUCUCUCCCUAGAACGCAACGCUGUAAUUCAGGGGGAAGCUGUUAAUAUCACGGCUCGGGGUGUAACUCUGCUGUGCUGCAUGGAUGGAGACAUUAUUACAAAAACCACCCGUCUACUGAGCCACAUUCUCCCACAGUCCAGCGAGGCAGUGGAUGAGGCAGUUAAGGCCGGAACAGUGAAAAAAAUGUUCAAACUCCUUAAGGCAGGAGGUCAGGUGACCGUGCGCUAUGCUGUCAUGACCCUUGCAGUCUGUACCAAACAGAGCAGGCAGGCUUCGGAAGAGCUGGUGAAACUGGAUAAAAAGUUUUGUACAUUGGUAAAACUUCUGUCUGUGGAGGAUGAGCUGACUGUGGGCAAUGCAGUUCUCUGCCUAAGUCAAUGCAUAGACAUACCUGGUGCAGCCACAGCCCUUCUGAACUCUGACAUUGUGAAGAUCUUAUUAAAAUGUGCUGGAGGCGACGCGAGGAAAACCACAGUCCAGCAAAACGCAGCGAUCGCUCUAGGGAAGCUGUGCACCGCAGAACCUCGACACCUGAGUCUACUUCGUCAACUUCAUGGUUUAGAAAUUCUUAAUUCCUGCAUGAAGCACAUCAAGUAGUGCUUUAUAAGCCUGUAUAUACAAUGUGUGUAUCUACUUUAUACUGUGUUUAUUUUUUUAUUUUUUUUAAACUGCAUUUAAAAAAUGACAGUGUUAUAUUUAUUGUGCAAAUGUAGUUAAAGUAUUCUUCAAACAAUGUGUCAUUUUUCCCUUACUGCAAGUCCUUUCCAGUGGUUUGCUUUUCUCAGUUUUGCUUGAAUAUUCUGCAACUUGCUAUAAUUUGCUCCCGGGACACUACUAUUUUUUUUUUUUUUUAUUGUUUUGUUGCAAUAAACUGUUGACUGAAUGA